Molecule: messenger RNA, 1210 nt
Organism: Schizophyllum commune H4-8
Lineage: Eukaryota; Fungi; Basidiomycota; Agaricomycetes; Agaricales; Schizophyllaceae
Exons: 3
Coding region: 102-977 (291 amino acids)
Source: RefSeq, a predicted model, not a curated record
AUCUCGACUUGCAAAGGGCACGUUCUGGCUCAUCUCCUGGUACUCAAAGGGACUAUACUGUGCUACGAUAUCUUCUUUCUCUCUUAUCCCUGACCUUGGAUAUGCCUCACGGCCGCCGGGACGAGCCCGCACUCCCAAUACGCCGCUCUGCUCGGAUACAGGCACAGCAAAACGUGUCGCAGACAACAAUCGAAAAUCGAACACCGCAGCUCAAGAGAAGAACUCGUGCAUUACCAGAGAUCAACACUGACAGCGGGAACGCCGAGGGCGACCGGUGUCACAAGCGAAAUCUGAAGGCCAAGAGCGACGACGAAGGCUCUUCUUCGGUGCAUCAGAAGAUUGCUGCAUUGUCGCCACAUGAGGACAUCGACACUACUACAGCGAAGCCAAAGGGCAAGUGCGCCAAACGUUGUGUACGGUUUGCGGAUGGGGAGCCCCUGGCACCGGUGACCGACGAUGUGGCCCCAGAUGAAGCGUCCGCCAAAGCGGCUGCCGCGGCAGUAACGAUCGAAUAUCUUGCCAGCCGACCCAACGAGUCCUGGAGCAACAUCAAGGAGAUGCCGAUUCCUCCAGAGGCCCUCCCGCAUCUCGAGCCCGCUAUUACGCGGGAUCGCAAAGGGCGACUGCUAGCGCGCUACUCCAUUCGUUAUGCCCUCGUCUUCUCAUUCGAUGUGGAAGCCCUUCACCGCCAUCUCCAGCGCCGUAGGCCGAAGUAUCGACGCCUCGAUCUGUCACUCGCUAUGCAUGCCCUCGUUGCCGAGCUGCAAUCCGAGCUGGGCAUCAAGUUUGGGGAUGGGAUCGCAUACAGCACGGUCGACGAUAAACUCGUCUAUACCUUCUUCAUGUCGAAGUCGAAUCGUCCGGAGACGUUGCCAUAUCCUGUGGCUCGUAUUCGUAAAUUCCAGGAAAUCAUCAAUCACCCGAUUACCCCUCUUAUAGUAGCAAACCGUCCCCGAGCUCACCGUGUUCGCCGAUGAGAUGUCUGCCGAUCGUUACGUCCGCGCCGUCCCUCAUCCACUUGUAAACUCAUGUUCCAUCUUGUCCUUGACCAGGCUUUACAAAGCAUCUUGCUAUGUCUGUGUAUCGAAUGACCGUCAACCCGCAAGAGCAUGAGCCCAUCUUCGUUUCUUUUUUCGCCGGCGACUAUCAACUCCGUAUGUUGAGGCAAUACGCCAUACGCAGAUAGCAACUAUAAUCUAACGUAGUGAGC